Messenger RNA from Camellia sinensis, 486 nucleotides. The record is from RefSeq and is a predicted model, not a curated record. NCBI's taxonomy places the organism in Eukaryota, Viridiplantae, Streptophyta, Magnoliopsida, Ericales, Theaceae.
AUGUCGAAGGCUGGAGACAAGAAAGCAAAGACUUCUAAAGUAGCAAGGGAAGCUUCUCUGGAUCCUCUGGCACAGAAGCUCCAACAACAAAGAAUUGCUGACGAGGGCGAUCCUAAAUCUAGUGAAGAACUAUUUACAGAGAGUGAGAAGUCCCUUGACAACUUAAUUCCCAUGUCUGAAACUGACUUCUUAGAAUAUGCUAACCUCAUUUCUCAAAAAUUGCACCAAUAUGAGGGAGUGCACUUGCGUGUUGUGGGAGUAUGUGAUAUUAAAUCAUUACUUGUUGUAUCAGAUGUGCUCACAACGGAGUUGGAUAAUACCUCUCUGACAGAAGUUUGCCAGGUCAAGUUGAAAGGCUCUUCUCUACUGACACUUGGUAAUUCAGGUCAAUGCAAGGUAUUUUCAAACCCUGAAGCUAUGGGAAAAAUCAUCGAUGUUGCAACUCUUCUGGGUAGAUCUAUAGGUUUGUACACAUUUGAGCUGUAA